GAGAGAGAGAGAGAGAGAGAGAGAGAUGAGGAAGGAGGAUGAUGGGAGCGUAUAUCUCUCUAUUUAAGUGACCCAUAUCUCAGUGGAGACCCAGAUAUCAUCUAACCCACUUCUUGUUCUCGAGGAUUUCUCUCCUCCAAAAUGUCGGCGUCAGCGAUAUUCAUCCUCGACCUGAAGGGGAAGGUUCUGAUUUGUCGAAAUUACAUGGGGAACAUGGAUAUGAAUGAGAUCGACCACUUCAUGCCCAUCCUGCAAAAGAGAGAAGAAGACGCCGAGAUGUCGCCGCUCGUCAGCCACGGUUCUUCCCACUUCAUGUGGAUCAAACACAGCAACCUUUACUUGGUGGCGAUGUCCAAGAAGAAUGCCAACGCUGCUCUUGUGUACUCCUUUCUUUAUAAAAUAGUGCAGGUUUUUAAAGAGUACUUCAAGGAGCUCGAGGAGGAGAGCAUACGCGACAACUUUGUGACGGUGUACGAGUUGAUGGAUGAAGUGAUGGACUUUGGGUUUCCUCAAACAACUGACAGCAAGAUUUUGCAAGAGUACAUUACCCAGCAGGGACAUAAAUUAGAAGUGGGAGCGCCUCGACCUCCCGCCACCGUCACCAACGCCGUGUCUUGGCGUUCAGAGGGCAUCAAGUACAGGAAGAAUGAAGUUUUUAUGGAUGUCAUCGAGUCAGUAAAUCUCUUGGUGAGUGCGAGUGGCAGCGUCCUGCGUAGCGAAAUCGUUGGAUGCAUCAAGCUCAAAGUGGUCCUGUCCGGGAUGCCUGAACUCAGACUGGGCCUCAAUGAUAAAGUGCUGUUCGAGAUCACAGGCAGAGAGAAGAGCAAGACAGUGGAGCUGGAGGAUGUGAAGUUUCAUCAGUGUGUCCGUCUGUCACGCUUCGAGAACGACCGCACCAUCUCUUUCAUCCCUCCCGACGGCGAGAGCGAGCUCAUGUCCUAUCGCCUCAACACGACAGUGAAGCCUCUCAUAUGGAUCGAGAGUGUGAUUGAAAAGUUCUCCCACAGUCGUGUGGAGAUCAAGGUGAAGGCUCGGAGUCAGUUUAAGAGCCGAUCCACUGCCAACAAUGUGUCCAUUCUGGUGCCGGUGCCCAGCGAUGCUGACUCACCCAAGUUCAAGACCAGCACCGGCAGCGCCAAGUGGGUCCCGGAGAAAAGCGCCGUGCAGUGGAACAUCAAGUCGUUCCCGGGAGGUAAGGAGUACAUCAUGCGGGCACAUUUUGGACUCCCCAGUGUGGAAAGUGAUGAACUGGAGGCCAAGAGACCAAUCACAGUUAAUUUUGAGAUCCCGUAUUUCACUGUGUCUGGGAUUCAGGUGCGCUACCUAAAGAUCAUAGAGAAGAGUGGUUACCAGGCCCUGCCAUGGGUCCGCUACAUCACACAAAGUGGAGAUUACCAGCUCCGGACGAACUAAAGGGCACAGACGCUGCUAGAUGAAUGGAUACCUUUGCUCUCUGCCUGUCUUCGUCUCUGCGGCUCCUCGUUUACAGUGGACAGCAGAGGACGAGCACAGGAGGACAUGUGAUUUCUUUCUUUUCCCUCCCUGAAUGAAGACAGGACAUCAUCCCUUCCUCCAAAACCAACUUAACUCUGACAGGAAAGAGUGUUGCAUCACCUCUCUGACCCUUAAUUUAUAUUUUUAGGGUUCCUCAGGACUCCAGUAAAGCUGUUUAAUGUGUGAAUAAUGAACUGAUAACUCUGUGACACCAUCUGGUUGCAGCAAGCUCUCAUUUUCUCCGUUUUAAUGUGAUAUCCCUGCAGUUUCAUUUAGGUCACAAUUUAUGAAAAUAAAUAAUAUAUUUAAUCUAGAUUUAAAAGUGAAGGGACUGCCAUAAAAUAUUCCAGUGGGAUAUUUGAAACAUGAACUAUUUUUGCCCCUUAACUUUACCAGUGAGAGUUUUGGCAUUCUAUUGUCAAACAUGUUUUCCCACUGAUUAUCUUCCACCUGUAUGUUAGGGAUUUUUUUCAUGUUGUUUUCUUUUUUGUGGGCUCAUAAGGCGAGGUGGGUGACGGGGUGGUGAUAUUUAAAAUUAAAAAGGAUCAUGUGAUCAGAUUUUAUUGGCAUUGCCGACAUCAAAAUUUUACAUUAUUGUAGGCAUUCUCAGUGAUGUUGGGUUUUCACGUCUCCGACGCUUCGUCUUUCCUUCCUACUUUUAUCAUCCAUGUACAUUUUAUCCCAGUUCAGUCUUGGCAUCUCUCACAGGCAUAUGUUUUCCUACCGCCUCCAUAUAAUACAUCCAUUGCCUUAAAAAGUUACCUAUGUAUCCUCACCAGUGGCACUGUGAACAUAAUCCCCAGUGCACUGAAAGUAACACCAGCGACCAAAUCAAUGAUUAAUAAGGCACAAUAUUGUCAGAGGCAUCGGCAGUGUAACAUAAUACCAUGGACACACUCCCAUGAGGGCUGUAACCUUGUCCUUGUGCUCAAAAUCAGCACCUUAGAGGCAAAGACCGAAGGAAUGAGCAUCGUGCAAAACUUUCUCAUAUUUUUAUCUGCUGUUUGUGUUUUACUAGUUAGCUCCCUGUGGGAAAAGCUUUGAAGGACAACAAAGAGGGGGUUGGACAAAGUUAAAAUAACCUAAAGAGAUUUCUUGUGGAGAAUACUGACAAUAUGUUAAACCAUUUUUUUUGGGCUCCUUUUGGGACUCUGUGCGUCUUCGGGGCAGUCUGUGGUGUAAUCCACUGCUCCUAUUGUGCAUGCAUCGCACCGCAUCAGUCGAGCUGCGCAGCCAUCGGCACCGAGGACAGACUCGAGUCAUUUUAUCACCAUGUCUGCUGUUAAAUGCGAAACCCUCUCAUACAAUCCCUCCAUUAUCUUAAGUGGGGACCUAAUUCAGACACUGGUGAGGAUUUUUUAUUAAGUGUGUGUUUUCAAUAAUUUAUCAACUGCUGCUUGUCCAGAGGAAACAAAGGGAUAUAUUUGGAAAUAAACUUUUUUUCUAUGUUG
This is a messenger RNA of Salarias fasciatus (jewelled blenny), 2945 nucleotides long. RefSeq names its product adaptor related protein complex 1 subunit mu 3 (gene ap1m3). Lineage: Eukaryota; Metazoa; Chordata; Actinopteri; Blenniiformes; Blenniidae. Bases 142 to 1413 code for a protein of 423 amino acids. The record is from RefSeq and is a predicted model, not a curated record. The transcript has 12 exons. Gene Ontology annotation, biological process: intracellular protein transport; vesicle-mediated transport. Gene Ontology annotation, cellular component: clathrin adaptor complex.